Molecule: messenger RNA, 720 nt
Organism: Prunus armeniaca (apricot)
Lineage: Eukaryota; Viridiplantae; Streptophyta; Magnoliopsida; Rosales; Rosaceae
Source: the annotation of a GenBank genome assembly
AUGGUGCAUAGUUCUUCGGAAAGUGAGACUGCUUCACCUGAAACUGUUGAAGUUGAAGUAGUCAAAGAAGAGGCAAGUUCUUCUGGUAGUGUCUUAAUAUCAUAUGAUGAUCAGUCAAGCAGCUAUCAUAAUGUCAAUGAACUGAAUGGGGCAGAAGCUGAUCUGUUUAAACCUACGACCUGUAAAGGCAACCAAAUUUCUGAUGAGGAUCAAAUGAUCUGGGAAAACACGGGUAGUUUCACCAAGGAAUGUCAAGUUUCUGAAGAGAUCCGGAGCUACAGUUCUGUGAAGAUUGCAGAUGUCAGUCCAAAGGUCCAAAAUUCUAGUGCAUCUGAAUUGAAAAGGUCUGAUGCUUUGUCUGACUCUAGAUUUAAAAACCAAACAAAAUAUGAUGGUAGUAGAUUUAACACAAAGGGUAGGAAAUCACAUGUGGAAGAUGUACAAAUGCUGGCUUUAGGUGGAAGGACCUUCCAAAUUCCUGCUAUGUUGGAGAACAGUAUUUUCCCUGAAGAAUCCCAGCAGAAAAAUAAUGUGGAUAAUACUGUAUCUGAAAACAAUGAAACAGCGGUUGAGAGUUACAACCUGGACUCACAGUCAAGAAAUGACUUUCAGCUUCAUUGUCAAGACUGUUCUUCGAAAUUGGAUAGUGUGGGAGAUUUCAUGUCCAAGCUAAACGAGAAAGUGCAAGUUGAGGGUGGCUCCGAUAAAAGACGUAAUUGA